Chlamydomonas reinhardtii is the source of this 2874-nucleotide messenger RNA. RefSeq lists its product as uncharacterized. The transcript has 10 exons. NCBI's taxonomy places the organism in Eukaryota, Viridiplantae, Chlorophyta, Chlorophyceae, Chlamydomonadales, Chlamydomonadaceae. Bases 120 to 2687 code for a protein of 855 amino acids. The record is from RefSeq and is a predicted model, not a curated record.
CCAGAGCGAGAGAACCCAACCUGCAGUCCAAACCCAACCUGCAGUCCAAACCCAACCUGCUCCACUGUGCGGGUAACCGACCGGUGGACGCCUCACCUACCUCACCGCUGGCCAGAACAAUGAUAAGGCUGUGCUCGUUAAUGCUUCCACUAGCGCUUUUGGCUAUUCACGGCUGCGCGGAUGAAGCGUGGAGCGCUCGCACACAGCAGAUACAUCAUCACCAGCAGCAGGCGGCCACGUCCGCCAAACUCCCACAAGGUCUCGCCGCCGCUGGCGGUCACCGCGCGCUUCAGGCUUCUUCCUUUGUGUUCCUUGAGUCAGCGCCCUUGUGCGGCAGCAGCUACGGCAGCCCCACGCUUCAGUUCCAGAGCACCACCGCGUUCCAGCAGUACGGAGCCGCGCUGGGGCUGGAGGUCACGUCGGAGAACGCGCAGACCAACUCCGCCGACGUCAAGAAGUAUGAGGCGAUCUACGGUAUUGCCGGUAUCCACAGCAACUACCCAGCGCCACCCGGCGUGAGGAGCACCAUGGUCCUGGGCAGCCCCGCGAAUGGUCGCACGGCCUUCAUCCAGACCGAGGGCAACAGCGCUGCCUCGGGCGUUCAGGUCCGCACCAUUGAGGUGUGCUGCACACCCGCCAACUAUGUGGGAGCGCUCAACAUCAUCUUCUCUGACAACUCGCGCAAAAAGUUGGGCUCUCAGCAGUGCAACAAGACCACCAUCACAGCGGGGGCGCCGCUGGGCGGCGUACUUGCAUCCUUCAAGGUGUGGACGGGCACGCAACCAGCUCCCGGCAAGACGAACGGCGGCUCGGGCUUGGCCGUAGCCAAGCUUGUUGCGGUGUGGGCGGUGCCGGGCGCAACCCAGUCGCCACCCUCCCCCUCGCCGCCCAGCCCCAAGCCACCAUCGCCUGGCCCACCCUCGCCGGAGCCCCCAUCACCGGCACCACCCUCCCCUGCGCCGCCCAGCCCGCAGCCGCCUUCACCUGCGCCGCCUUCCCCGGCACCGCCCAGCCCACAGCCACCCAGUCCCCAGCCUCCUUCUCCUAACCCACCUUCCCCGGCGCCACCCAGCCCACAGCCGCCAUCACCGGCACCACCCAGCCCACAGCCCCCGUCACCGGAGCCUCCAUCACCGUCACCGCCCUCGCCGGCACCUCCCAGCCCCAGGCCUCCCUCACCUGACCCGCCCUCACCGGCGCCACCCAACCCCAAGCCGCCCAGCCCGGCGCCCCCGACGCCGCCUUCACCCGAGCCGCCCAGCCCACUACCUCCUUCUCCUGAACCUCCCUCCCCGCCGGUACCUCCGAUGCCGCCCUCCAUCCUCUCCGCCCAAGUCAACACGACAGGAUUCUUCUUUGAAGACGCAUCAUAUAUCAACCCUGCGGUGACGCAGAUGCCUAUCCAGCGCACACUAGCCACAGUGGUGCUGGCGCAGCGCUGCUUUUCGCUGGCAUCUCUUCCCUCAGCCCACAACGUUUUGUACGGCACACGCUACGGCGACGGCCGAGUGGUCGGCACAGCCGCCAAGUCCAUCACCGACCUGUGUUGCAAGGCAGGCUCCGACCCCGGUACGGACAGCCUGCUGCUGCGCCAGGCGCUGUGGGCCGCGUCGUACGGCACCAAGCUGGGUGGCGCCAAGGUGCGCGUGUCGGACCCCAAGUUUCAGCCCUUCGCGGAGUGGCUAGUGGCCACGUCCGCGACAUUGACGGGCGGCGACAAGAACGCGCUGAAGGCUCCCCCCAACGGCAAUGGCAACAACCCCGAGUGGUAUCUGCCAAUAGAUGUCUUCACCUCUCAGUACAACGACCCUCGGUUCAACAAGCCUGGCAGCUUUGUCGUGGAUUUGUACAUCAUCGGGCCGGACAACGCCCUGUACGGCGACUACGAGGUCAAUCGCACCGUACACUCGUACGUGUACAACAGCUCACGUGGUCUGUUUGUGAUCGGCCCAGACCAGUCGUACUACGACGCCCUGUGGAGCACCGCUGCAUGGGCCAGCAACAACCAGACGGGCACGGUAGUGCGCCGCCACCGCCGCCAGCUGUCAGAGGGAGGAAGCGCAGCUGCCCCUGUUCCGGCAGUGGCAGCAGCUACAUACGAAGAGGCAGCCGCGGCUCUUGAGGAGCUGCGGCUCAGUUCGGGGCUGCUGGAGGCGUACGGGGAUGACUACUGGGGCGCGUCAGCUGCGCAUGCUGACCUCACCGGAUUCCGGACCCUAGAGGAGCUCACUCGGCGCUACACCCAGCAGCAGGCUCGCCGGCGUCUGCAGACCUACACCGUCAACACGCUGCUGGGCCCCAUGGGCAUCACCUAUUCAUCGACGCCCCUGCCGGCGAUCAGCACCAUCACCGUCUCUUCAACAACGCUCACAAACUGCCAGCAGGCCUCCAUCAUGUACAUUUACUACCUCCAGGGCAAGAUCGCACUGGGUCCCGCAGACCUGAACCUCGCUGUGAAGACAAUUUCCAUCGCCCGCGGCAGCUACUCGCUGAGUGACCCUUGGGCCUCUCAGUACUUCUGGCCGUACCAGGACGACAUCCAGUUCUACGGCGGCGUCAUUCCCAACCAGCCGCCGCCCAGCCCGCCUCCGCCGCCGCCUAGCACCCUGAAGCCGCCACCUCCUGGAACUAGUAAGCGUUGGGAUGGAGGGACAGGGCCAGUGGGAUCGCCGCCAGCAGGGCAGUAAAAUUUUGUGCCUCGUGACGACUCCGUCUGUGCAACAGUUCAGUUGUUCGGGCCCCGCACGCAGCAACCAGCACAACCGCGCUCAGCUACGUCAACUGCUUCAAGGACAACGCCAACGCUCGCGCGCUGCCGUACCGCCUUGGCGGCUCGGCGACAAUGAGCAACGCGAUGUGUAACGGUGCGUUAGU